Fusarium vanettenii 77-13-4 is the source of this 768-nucleotide messenger RNA. RefSeq lists its product as uncharacterized. The record is from RefSeq and is a predicted model, not a curated record. The transcript is spliced from 2 exons. Lineage: Eukaryota; Fungi; Ascomycota; Sordariomycetes; Hypocreales; Nectriaceae. The coding region runs from base 125 to 481 and encodes 118 amino acids.
CGCUCACCUGCAUUUCGCGUCGCAACUUUCGCUUUUGCAUAAACUCCCAAUUCUUUGCGAACUUCUACCAAAACACCUACUUCUCCACUUCACGCUACCGCAAAUAACAUCCUCCACCGCAACAAUGGCCGAGAACAGCGCUACCAUUCCCCAGGAUCCCUCCAAGAUCCAGGAGGAUUCUGUCGCCGAGUCCAAGGGCAAGGGCGCUGCUGCCCCUGAGAACAUCCAUGAGGACACUGCCAUGGAUGAGGAUGACGAUGAUGACGACAGUGAUGAGGAUGAGGAGGUAUGUGCUGCCGCCAUUUAUGAGGACGGCAUGGAGGAGAUUGAUCUCAACAACAUCGUCGAGGGUGGUCGUCGCACCCGAGGCGCCGUCAUUGACUUUGCCAAGGCUGCCGAGCAACAUCCCGCCGCCGAGGACGAGGAUGAGGAGGACGAUGAUGACUUCCAGCCCACCGAGGAUGUCAAGAUGUCCGACUAGAUUUCAGCGCACGUCGAGAAGUCGCAAACCUUCACUUGACGACACGUUCGCGUGAGGAUUUAACGGGUGGUAGAGGCAUGAUGUUAUGAUUUGGGACGUGGACAAAUACAAAAAUGGGAACUGGCAGGCAGACAACUCUUUAAACUCGGGCCUGGAUUUGGGAUCUGGGCGGGAUGGAGGGAGCAGCCAAAAACCCAGCAUUAUCUGCUUUGCAUAGCUACUGUCCCUAUUAGUUAGACAUGGAGCAAUAUGGAAGCACCUUAAUACGGUCAAACGAGGCUGUCUUG